CUCCACGCGGCCGCCGUAGGGCGGACGGAGUACGGUGGCCGCAAGGCGGCGGCGACGGGCUCGGCCGGCCGGCGCGGGGGCCGCCAUGGGCAACCUGUUUGGCCGCAAGAAGCAGAGCCGGGUCACCGAGCAGGACAGGGCCAUCCUGCAACUGAAGCAGCAGAGGGACAAGCUGAGGCAGUACCAGAAGAGGGUCACACAGCAGCUGGAGAGGGAGCGGGCUCUGGCCAGGCAGCUGCUGCGGGACGGCAGGAAAGAACGGGCCAAGCUGCUGCUCAAGAAGAAGAGGUACCGGGAGCAGCUGCUCGACAGGACGGAGAAUCAGAUCAGCAGCCUGGAAGCCAUGGUUCAGAGCAUCGAGUUCACGCAGAUCGAGAUGAAGGUGAUGGAGGGGCUUCAGGUGGGCAACGAGUGUCUGAAUAAGAUGCACCAGGUGAUGUCCAUAGAGGAGGUGGAGAGGAUCCUGGACGAGACCCAGGAGGCCGUAGAGUACCAGCGGCAAAUUGAUGAGCUGCUGGCCGGCAACUUCACCCAGGAGGACGAGGAUGCCAUCCUGGAGGAGCUGAAUGCAAUCACUCAGGAACAAAUCGACUUACCAGAGGUUCCUUCGGAGCCCCUUCCUGACAUAAAUCCAGAAGCCCCUGCCAAGGCCAGAUCCAGGCAGGCAGAGCUGGUGGCAGCCUCGUAACUUGGACUUUCCAGGGACUCGCAGGGAUUCUCUGAGGACUGGCCACAGAGCGUUCGGCUGCGUGUCAACCCUGAGGGCUCCCAGAAGGCCUGAAGGGCUGCGCUAGAGGCUGGAGCGGCAGCUUACAUGGGUCCUGUGUCAGGGCCACAACGCACCUUCGCAGUUCAGUCUGGACGCACCAUUGUCUUGCUCUCAUUCUGGAUUAAUGAACACGCAGAGCCCAGCCAGGCCCGGCUUCAGCAGCUGUGGUUCACCGAUCCCCCUGGUGCUGCUCUCGUGGCUGACCCAGUCCGUGUGACCUGAGCUCUUUUCUGAGGAAGCACUUCAGACCUGGGGUCCCUAUACUUCCGACUCGUCUCUGCUGCUCACAUGAGCUGGUUGGGGGGCUUCAGUUAAAGGGUUCUCACAGUGCCUGGCCUCCUGCUAUCCCUGUUUCCCUGCAGGCUAGCAACAGAAACCCUAAGGGACUGGUGUUCUCCAAACAUCUUGGGACAUCUUCUUUGGCAUUUGAGACUCAAGCCUCUUAUGUUUGGGGGAGGUGGACCAGGGCCACCCUGCUGAAAAUCUAGGAGCCUGACUUGAGGUCUUCACAGAAGACAGACCUUGCUCCAAUGGGUGUGUACCUCCAUGGCAUCCUGGACACAGCUGCCAGUCCCUAAGCCACCAAUACCCAGGAGGUGUCAAGCUUGAAAGUGACAUCCAGGGUCCUGUGCUCAUUUGACACUGGACAGUCCCUGGUCCUCGGGCCUCUGGGAACACAGGGCUACCAGGAAAGGGCAUCUCUUCCUUAACCCAAAACAGGCCAGCUCCAGUAUUAAAGCUGGCCUCCGCAUGGUCUCCCGCCUCUUGGACUUGAGUCUG
Chionomys nivalis (European snow vole) is the source of this 1549-nucleotide messenger RNA. It is a transcript of the gene Chmp6, whose product is annotated as charged multivesicular body protein 6. NCBI's taxonomy places the organism in Eukaryota, Metazoa, Chordata, Mammalia, Rodentia, Cricetidae. The record is from RefSeq and is a predicted model, not a curated record. Gene Ontology annotation, cellular component: multivesicular body; ESCRT III complex. Gene Ontology annotation, biological process: vesicle budding from membrane; late endosome to vacuole transport via multivesicular body sorting pathway. The transcript is spliced from 8 exons. Bases 86 to 688 code for a protein of 200 amino acids.